Molecule: messenger RNA, 324 nt
Organism: Parnassius apollo (apollo)
Lineage: Eukaryota; Metazoa; Arthropoda; Insecta; Lepidoptera; Papilionidae
Source: the annotation of a GenBank genome assembly
AUGUCAUUAACAGCAGCUGAUGGGGGCCAUAAGAAAGUGAUCAUCCAUGUCCCACUGUUUGUAAAGCACCACCACCACAAGCACACCAUUGUCAAACAUGUACACCACAAAAGCGGUGGCGGUGGUGACGACCACUACGAAGUGCUUGGCUACACUUAUGGUGAGCCGAAGGCUGCUCCUCAUUUUGGUGGAGGCGGCCACGGAUGGGGUGUCGCAGAUGAGGGCCAUGGAUAUGAAGACACGCCUGUCAGUUUUGAAGGUGCAGAUCAUGGAAGCUAUGGUCUAUCCAGUGCUGGUGCAGAAUACAGUGAUCAUGGUCACUGA